CACCAAAGUCUACGCAUUGGAAAUGUCCCGGCUGUUGCAAGUCGGUACGGGCGGAUCUUUUCCUAACGUGGCGCACAUCGCAUCGGCCCAAGCGCAUUACACCGAUCGCUUUCUCAAUGAAUGCGAUCACAUCAAAGUUCUACUUCACUUGCACUCGUUCACGUACGACUUCCACCUUCGCAGUCUCAACUCAUUCGUCGCUGGCCGUCAUUACCUAUUGAAACCCGGUUUCCAUUUAAUCAGCUUCUUGGACGAUUUUAACAAAUAUUACAACAAGGCUCCUAACUUUGCCAGAAAUCAAGUUGUGAGAAACAGUCUGACACUCAAAGAUCCUGCAACUCCGGGUGAACAGCUGUUCAAUUAUCUGUUGAGUCACGAGCGCCGUUACGGGUUCCACGUCCUCAGGAUGGCUUCUUCGACCAACUCGGACAGUGAUGAAGUCACGACGGAGUAUGUUUUAGCGAAACAGUGGCCCUUCAAAACCAUACAACGGGAAUAUGGUGAUCUCAAACACGCGGAUGACUAUGACGUGACGUUGCUGGUGUCCCACGAAUCGGUCUGCGAAGAUCCAAUGACCAUUUUCAUCAAAUUUUACGUCAUCAUGACCUCAAAGCGGGAAUACUAUCCCAGAUUGUUGAUGGAGAAGAAACCAGGCAAAUUCCGGACCGUGUCUACGGCGACUCCGGUUAAGGCGGCCUCAGCACCCCCAUUGGAAAUAGUCGAUCGUGUGGCGGAGGAUUCCGUCUCGGCUGCCCAGGAUGAUUCAACCCAAGUCGUCGAGAAAGAGCCAGCCUCUGUCGACCAACCAAAGAUUUCCAAGAGCAAUUUAGAUUUACAGUUGGCGGAUAAAGAAAGGAAAACGCCAACUCCCGAGCUGCUGUCGGUCAGUAAUCCUGGGGUGAGCUUCGCUCAACGAAAGUAGAGUAUCAUCGUCAAU
Messenger RNA from Daphnia pulicaria, 937 nucleotides. Its product is annotated as KICSTOR complex protein SZT2-like. Gene Ontology annotation, cellular component: peroxisome. The transcript is spliced from 5 exons. Lineage: Eukaryota; Metazoa; Arthropoda; Branchiopoda; Diplostraca; Daphniidae. The record is from RefSeq and is a predicted model, not a curated record. Bases 23 to 922 code for a protein of 299 amino acids.